AUGGCGGCGCCACAUAACAAACAUAUCUACAGCGGUAUACAUGCUCUGCGAGGCGGGAAACCGGAACUCGGCGACCUGGCCCUUAAUGACUUCCACCUCGUCUUCCGGUUCCCGCCCGAGUCGGCCAUUGCCGCCGAUCCCGAACUGAAGAAGCGGGUGAAGCAGGCCUGGUUUGCCUUCCAUGUCAUCGCCCAGUGCACCCUCAAGGCGACGCCCCCAUCGAGCGGUAUCCCCUCGUCAAUACGCAUACGCUUCCGUGAUUUCACCUACGUCAGCUUCAACUUUGCCGACGACAAGCAAGCUCGCGACGCCUAUGAUUUCAUACGAUCUAGGACCUGCAGACUGGGGAGUGUAGACAAGCUCCUAGCCUUUAGCUACUCUCCCCCACACGCCUCCCCCGAGUACAAGAUCAGUGGCUGGGAUGUGUACGACGCUAGGGCCGAGUUUCGGCGGCAGGGGAUAAGUGAGAAGGCGGCAGAUCUGGGCUGGAGAAUCACAUCAAUAAACGCAGACUAUUCGUUUUCCCCGACAUACCCGGCUGUCCUUGCCGUGCCAUCCAAGAUCUCGGACAACACUCUUAAGUACGCUGCCAACUUCCGGUCCCGUGCCCGCGUACCCACGCUAUCCUACCUCCACCCCGUCAACAACUGCACCAUAACUCGCAGCUCGCAGCCUUUUGUAGGUCUGAGAAUGAAGCGGAGCAUCCAGGAUGAGCGUCUCGUCGGCGCCUGCUUCUCUGCGGCAUCAGAUUUGACCGAUACUCCGCCGUCCGCGAUCGCGGAUCAGAGCCCGUCCUCAAGCCACGUGGACCUGAGUGCCGAGAGCGCGGAUGCUGACAUGUCGCUAUCUGAGACUGAGCGGAGGGAGGACGAGCUCAUCACCGGCAACGCCUUUUACGACGAGAAGACGGGGAAGAGGCUAAUAUAUGGUGCCCAGCAAAACAACUUGAUCGUGGACGCUCGUCCUGCCAUCAAUUCGUAUGCCAUGCAGGCCAUCGGUAUGGGUUCGGAAAACAUGGACUACUACAGGUUUGCUAGGAAGGUGUUCCUCAACAUAGACAAUAUUCACGUCAUGAGAGAGUCUUUAGAGAAGGUUGUCACCGCCAUCAAAGACGCUGAUGUGUCGCCCUUUCCGCCCAACAAGGAACUUCUGGCCAAGAGCAAGUGGCUAAAACACAUAACUGGAAUUCUCGACGGGUCAGCUAUCAUCGCUCGUCAGGUCAGCAUCCAGCACUCCCACGUCCUCAUACACUGCUCGGAUGGCUGGGACCGGACAAGUCAGCUCAGCGCGCUCGCUCAGCUGAUGCUGGAUCCGUAUUACCGCACUUUGGAAGGCUUUAUCGUUCUGGUGGAGAAGGACUGGCUCUCCUUUGGACACAUGUUUCAACUCAGAUCUGGCCAUUUGAGCCACGAGAGCUGGUUCACAGCUGAUAACGACGCCCUCGCUGGGUCGACGGUCAAGCCCGGUGACAACGACGGGCGAGGGGACGCCAUCGAAAACGCGCUAGCCAGUGCGAAACGGUUCUGGAUCAAGAAUGUCAGCAAUGACAAGGACAACUCGUCAGAGGCCGAUGAUGCUUCCGCUGUUGACGAGGCCAAGCAAGAGACUGUUCCCGUCGCAGAAGGGCAGGCAACGAGGCUGAAGGAUGUCUCACCCGUCUUCCACCAGUUCCUUGACGCGACAUACCAGCUUCUCCGGCAACACCCGACGAGGUUCGAAUUCAACGAGCGAUUUCUACGCCGCCUUCUUUACCACGUCUAUUCGUGCCAAUACGGUACCUUCCUGUAUAACAACGAGCGCCAGCGCCGAGAGGCCAAGUUGCAGGAGCGUACACGCAGUGUCUGGGCGUAUUUCUUGAGCCGGUGUCCAGAAUUCACGAACGGACAAUAUGACGCUACAAUAGACGACCAUACCAAGGGACGCGAACGGCUCAUAUUCCCGCGCCUCGGCGAGGUGCGGUGGUGGCAUCAAGUUUUUAACCGAACUGAUGAUGAAAUGAACGGCGACCUCAAUGCAUCUGCAGCAACCGCGGAGCGUGUUGCGGCUUAUGCGUCACAGACUUCGUCGACUCUUUCCGAGUCACCACAUUUCGGUGGAGAUGACAUGAGUAGUCCGCCAGAACGGGAUUGGACGAGCCCGACUAGGAGUCCCCAGCCGCCAACACUGAAGGCCAGUCAAUCAGUGCUCGCCGGCGUGGAGCUGGCCCACGAGGCUCUUACACCCGAGACGAGGAGUCCUCCGUCGUUAAACCGCAGCGCAAGUGCUGGGGAGGUGCCCGGAGCUCUUGCUGUCUUGCAAGACAAGAUAUCCGGACUCGGAAUAACUAAAGGGGUGUUUGGUGGGGCAUCCAGCGCGAGCAAUGGGAGGAAUCGACAUCGGCGAUUGGACCCGCGGGGUAAAAGACGGCUUUUACAUUCUAGCUAA
Molecule: messenger RNA, 2424 nt
Organism: Lasiosphaeria miniovina
Lineage: Eukaryota; Fungi; Ascomycota; Sordariomycetes; Sordariales; Lasiosphaeriaceae
Product: protein-tyrosine phosphatase-like protein
Exons: 3
Coding region: 1-2424 (807 amino acids)
Biological process (GO): phosphatidylinositol dephosphorylation
Cellular component (GO): membrane
Molecular function (GO): phosphatidylinositol-3-phosphate phosphatase activity
Source: RefSeq, a predicted model, not a curated record